AUUGAAAAAGUGACCACAGUGAACAAUUGAGGCUGAAAUGGGCAAAGAAUAAUUGUGUUGACAUUUCCCAUUAUUUGAAAAGUGGGAAGUUUUAGCUAGUCCAGUGGUUGUUCUGAUUCCAGACCAGGUAAAAGUUCAAGGAAUUGAUACUCAUAUUAAGCUACUUAACUCAGUGCCACUAGAAUGACGGAGGACAAGGAAAAUGUUCUCCAACCCCAAAGGAAGAACUCAGGAAAGGGAGCCAGGGCCCGGCGCCGUGGGAGUGUUCCGGCAGGAGCAGGCGGAGCCAAAGAAGGGGAGGGGGAGACAGGAAAACCUCGCCGUUUGGCAGGGAUUAGACCAAGAAUCUCCAUCGAAGAACUGAGAAAUGCAUAUAAACGGCAAGCUUCCACACCUCAGGAGGAAAUAUUACCAAUGUUCGAUCCCAUGGCCAAGGCCCAGGAGAGCAAAGGAGUCACCCGUGGGAGGACUGGUCUGGUCUACGAUGAACGUAUGGCCGAGCACCGAUGUCUGUGGGAUGCCAACUAUCCUGAAUGUCCUGAGAGACUGACACACACCCUGGAAAGAUGUCGGCAGCUGGGGUUGAUCGAGCGUUGUGAACCUAUAUUGCCAAGAAAUGCAACUGAAGACGAGAUCCUGAAAAGUCAUUCUCGGUCACAUCUCUACCUCUUGUGGAGUACGAAGGAUGAGAAGAACAAGGAAAAACUGGAAAACAUCUCUUCGCACUUUGACUCGAUAUAUAUUCAUCCAGAAACCUAUGAUCUUGCACUCUUGGCAGCUGGGAGCACCAUAGAUGUAGUAGAUGCAAUAAUGGCUGGAAAGAUUCAGAAUGGAAUGGCUCUUAUUAGACCUCCAGGGCAUCAUGCAAUGAAGACAGAGUUUUGUGGAUAUUGUUUCUUCAACAACGUGGCCCUGGCAGCUCAGGUGGCCUUGGAGAAACACAAGCUGUCUCGUAUUCUAAUUGUGGAUUGGGACGUUCACCAUGGCCAGGGUACUCAGCAGAUGUUCUAUGAGGAUCCAAGGGUCUUAUACUUCUCCAUCCAUCGUUAUGAAAAUGGAACCUUCUGGCCAGAGCUUCGGGAAAGUGACUACGACAAUGUUGGAGCUGGGCGAGGUCGGGGUUUCAACUUCAAUGUACCUCUAAACAAGACUCAGAUGAAAAAUGAGGAUUAUUUAGCAGUGUUUCAUCAAGUUCUCCUUCCUGUGGCAUAUGAGUUCAAUCCAGAGUUGGUCAUAGUGUCAGCAGGAUAUGAUGCAGCUGUUGGAUGUCCAGAGUUUGAUCCUGAGUUGGUUCUUGUUUCCUCUGGUUAUGAUGCUGCAGUAGGUGAUGAGAAGGGAGAAAUGGAGAUCACCCCUGCCUUUUACGCUCACCUCACCUCUAGUCUCAUGGCACUGGCAAAUGGACGUGUAGCUGUUAUCUUUGAGGGUGGCUACUGUCUUGAGUCGCUAGCAGAAGGAGCUGCUCUGACACUUAGUGCCCUUCUGGGAGACCCCUGCCCAAAGCUUCUGGAUCCCAUUUUGAAACCCUCACUAAGCAUGUGCGAGUCCCUGCUCAACCUUAUCUAUGUCCAGAGGCCAUACUGGAAAUGCUUCCAGUACCAAGGGUCCUUCUCUGUCCACGAGAAGACUAAUGGGGACACGGGAGAGCGCCACAUCCCCACCCUCUCCUACCUCGGCAAUGCAACAAAGCCCCUUCAGUACGAAACCAGGAACUGCUAUCCAGUCCAGUCUGAGGAGGUCAAGGAAAAGAUCAGACUCCAGUUGGCCAGGCUGAAGCAAGACAAACCUCCUCAGAUGUUUGAGAAUAAUAGACUCUGCUUGGUGUAUGACGAGGCCAUGAGUAAUCACCAUAGUUUGUCAGAAAAAGAGCAUCCAGAAAGACCAGAAAGAACAGAGAGAAUAUGGAAAUCUCUGAAACAAUUUGGCAUCAUAGAAAGAGCAACUAUCUUGCAGUCAAGAUAUGCUACACAGCAAGAGCUAGAGCUGAUUCACACACACGAGCAUGUAAACCUAAUGGCAAGUACAAGUGCACUAAGUGAAAAGGAGCUCUUGAAUAUGCAGGAUAACUACAAGUCGAUAUACCUUCAUCCCAAGAGCAAUGAAGCUGCUCUUCUGGCUGCUGGGAGCCUCUUGCAGGUUAUAGAUGAUGUAUGUAAUAACAAAAGCUUAAGUGGAAUAGGAGUAAUUCGUCCUCCUGGCCACCAUGCAGAGCAGGAUCAUCCACAUGGCUUCUGUUUGUACAACAAUGUGGCCAUUGCUGCUAAGUAUGCCAUUACCCACCAUGGUUGUGAAAGAGUGCUGAUCCUUGACUGGGAUGUUCACCAUGGUAAUGGUGUCCAGCAUGCAUUUGAGGCUGACCCAAAGGUCCUCUACAUUUCCAUCCACCGCUACGACCAUGGCCUCUUCUUCCCUUCUUCUGAAGAUGCCAAUUAUGACCAGGUUGGCUCCGGAGAGGGCGAGGGCUACACAGUCAAUAUUCCAUGGAAUAAGAGUGGUAUGGGAGACGCAGAGUACAUGUCAGCAAUGCUACAGGUGGUAAUGCCGAUAGCAUACCAGUAUGACCCACAGUUAGUGCUUGUGUCAGCUGGGUUCGAUGCAGCUCGUGGUGACCCUCUUGGAGGUUGCCGUGUCACACCUGAAUGCUAUGGCCACAUGACCAGGCUCUUGUCAAGCUUAGCUGGGGGCCGCAUGGUCCUGGCACUAGAAGGUGGCUACAACCUAAGCAGUAUUAGUUACUGCAUGACUAUGUGUGCCAAGGCUCUUCUCGGUGAUCCUCUACCCUCGCUUGAGUCAGGACUUGUGCCCAACAAGAAUGCUGUGCAAUCCAUAUCUGAUACUAUUAGAACCCAUAAAAAGUACUGGACAGCUCUGUCCUUCCAGGUUGAUCUUCCUGUUGAGGAUGUUCUGUGCCAAGGCUUUGGAGGUGGGGCCCAACCUGUGGAGUCAGGUGCUUCUGGUUCUGAAGUCUCUUCAACUAAUGUGUCUCCUGUCUCCACUCCGUCCACUGCAUCCCCUCCUUAUGUCUCUGCUCCAUCUUCUCCUGAUAAGACUUGGAAGAAUGGAAAUUCUAUGGAGAAUGGAGCAUCCCCACAAUUGGAAUGCAGCUCUGAAAGGACCAAGUUUGAUUCAGAUAAAAUGGACAUAGAUGUUACACCAAUCCCUCAAUUGCAGAGAUCUGUGAGAAGCAGAGUGAAGAGUGAAAAAGCUGCUUCAGCUUCCGUUGCAGAACAAAGGGAUGUAAAAGCUGGAGGAAUGCAGAAGCAGUUUGGUUCAGAGGGAAGUUCAAGGAUGAGCCGGAGAAAAGUUGGGGAUCAAGGUGGCUCAGGGGAGAGUGCUAACCACACAUCGACACCCAUCCGGCCAAGUAGACCCGUAAAAAAUGUAGGCCUUAUGCUCAGAGCUGCUGCAUCGUGUGUUGGAAUUGUGAAAGGAGCAACAGCUAUUGUCUCCAAUGAAAAUACACUAGAUUCUGGAAGCAUUAAUGGGAUCCUGAAACAAUGCAAAGAAUUGAAACUUUUGCAGUCAUGUACAAGAUUAGAGCCAAGACCAGCAUCUGAGGAGGAAAUUUUGUCAGUCCACACCAGAGAAACACUGGAAGGUCAUGUGCAGAGAGAGACAUGUAGCAAAAGCCCCUGUUCGGGUGACCCUGCACUGACUGCAGCUGGGAGCUUUGUAGAGUUGAUUAGUGAAGUGGUACAGGGAAAUGUGCUCAAUGGUUUAGCUCUUGUGCAGGUAUCUGAUCAUACCAGUUCAGGUAAUCAGAUAAUUAGCAAUAACUAUAUUAAUAAUUUAGCAGUUGGAACUCAAUAUGCUCUAGAUACUGUUGGGCUACAAAGGGUGCUCAUUGUUAACUGGAAUGCUCAGAAUGGUUAUAAUACUCAAAAUCUUUUUUACAGUGAUCCAAGAGUCUUAAUGUUUUCUGUCAAUCUCACUGAUGAUCAGAGUGCAACCAAAGGGUCAGUUGACAGACGAGGAGAGAACAAGGGCCUUGGUUAUACUUUUGAUUUAAGCCUUAACAGAGAUUCUCAGAGUAAGAAUUUUACCCAAGGAGAUUAUCUCGCAAUACUCCACCAGGUCAUCUUACCUGUGGCCUAUGAAUUUUGCCCAGAGCUGGUUCUCUUAGCAAUUGGUAAUGACUUAGUGCACCAAUCCCCAGCAGUGUCUCCACUCAUUUAUUCACAUAUAACUCAAAUGUUAAUGCCUUUAGCACAAGGCCAUUUAGCUGUGAUGUUAGAGGUUGGAAAUGCCAAGGAAAUAACCAAAGAUAUUGCUACUGCCACAUUGUCAGCACUGCUAGACAAAGCAGUAGCACUUUUGCCAGUAAUUUAUGAAAACACAUCAGAAGUACAAGAUUCAGUUGUUAAUAUGAUAAAUGUACAAGCAGCAACCUGGAAGAGUUUAAAACAACACGCUCAGAUCUCCUGUAUUAAUACAAAGAAGCAGGCAAAUGCAUCUUCAGCAGUAUUGUGUGAUGAACAGCAAAUAAUUGCUAAAGCAUUUGAUGGUUGUGUAACUACCCCCACACAUACACUUUGCCUUGCCUAUGAUGAGGGAAUGAUGGAACACUUCAGUUACGAUGAUGAGACUCACCCUGAAAGGCCAGAGAGAAUUAGUUGCAUCUUCCAGCGGCUGCAAGAAUUUGGCAUUGUUGGCCGCUGCCACCAAGUAAAGACAAGGUUAGCAUCAGCAGCAGAGUUAGAAACUGUCCACAGCCCUAAGCACAUAAAGUUUAUGUCAAGUUUACACAGCAAGAAGCCAAGAGAGUUGCAAGGAAUGCAGAACAGCUUUGAAUCCAUUUUCUUCCAUCGUCAGUCUAAUAAUGCUGCUCUUUUGGCUUCUGGCUCUCUCCUGGAAGUAGUCAACAGUGUUCUAAGAGGUGAAAGUCGACGUGGACUCGCAGUUAUCCGGCCUCCUGGUCACCAUGCUGAGAAGAACGUACCAUGUGGUUUCUGCAUUUACAACAAUGUAGCAGUGGCUGCCAAACAUGCCACUGGAGUUCAUGGUUUGAGUCGAGUACUGAUCGUGGACUGGGACGUGCAUCACGGCAACGGGAUACAGCACAUGUUUGAAGAUGACCCACAGGUCCUCUAUGUCUCCAUCCACCGCUAUGAUAAUGGCACGUUCUUCCCAGGCAGUCCUGAUGCCAACUACAAUAGGGCAGGCACCAAGAAAGGAAAGGGAUAUAAUGUUAAUAUCCCAUGGAAUAAGGGUGGUAUGGGUGAUGGAGACUACAUGGCAGCCAUGAUAGAAGUAAUCCUACCAAUUGCAUACCAGUUUAACCCUGAGCUGGUAUUGGUAUCUGCCGGUUUUGAUGCAGCCGUUGGAGACCCAUUAGGAGGCUGCAAAGUUUCUCCCGAAUGCUAUGGCCACAUGACAAAACUGCUAUCAUGCCUUGCUGGCGGUCGAGUUAUUGUUGCUCUAGAAGGUGGAUAUAACUUGAACACAAUCAGUUACUGUAUGACCAUGUGUGCAAAGGCUCUUUUAGGGGAUCCUCUCAUCCCUCUCAGUCAGGGCCUUGCAGCAUGCCCAAGUGCCUGUGAGACUUUGAACAAUGUCGUGUCUGUACAUCAGAAGUUCUGGUCAGCAUUAGACUUGAAGAGUAAAGGAAUGUCACCUAGCAGUCGGAAAUCUAAAAAGACCCCAAAACAAUCUCCAUCUGUCGAUCUUGCUGAUAGAAGUCCAGAGACCCCAGAUGGAAAAACUGGUCUUGAUGAAUUAACGAGCACCCUCAGCCAAAUGAGUCUGGGCAAAGAAGGGGAAGGAGCCAAAUCUGUGGAAGUUGUUGAUGUGAAAAUGGAAGAGGAGGAUGGAGCUGUAGGAGGCGCUUGUGCCACGUCAGCUGAAGGCCUGAACACUUUUUUACUCACGGAACUUUCAGGAGCAGAGUCUAUGUAUGCAGUUGUUCCUUUGCAAUGGUGUCCUCACUUAGAGUCAGUGAAGCCUGUGCCAAACAAUAGCUUGGAUGCCUUCAGUCCAUGUGAAGAGUGCAAAGACUUGUCAGAGAAUUGGGUUUGUCUCACCUGCUACAAGGUUUUGUGUGGACGAUUUGUAAAUGAGCAUAUGCUGAUGCAUGGUGUAACAGAAGAACAUUACAUGGUGCUAAGUUAUGCUGACUUGUCUGUUUGGUGCUAUUCAUGUGACUCCUAUUUACAUCAUGAGAUCUUGCUGGAAGCAAAACGGGCAGCUCACAUUAGCAAAUUUGGAGAGGAUAUCCCAGGCUCAUAGUGAAAUUACUUGUAUGUCAGAUAGAGAAUGAAUGUGAAAAAUUGAGAUGAAAAUCAGUCUUUUUUAAUAAUGUAUUCAGAGAAAACUAUAGUGAAGUUAUUGAAUAUUUAUUGUAUGCAACAUAAGUGCAAUGAAUAUUUAGUUACCAAAUACAGGAAUGGUACUUUGAACAGCCAUCCAUGUGCCAACAUUUCUUUAAAAGGAAAGAUCCACAAAGCAUGUGUUGGAACAGCUGCUUUGAAAACUUACUAACCCAAAGCUUUACCUCAUUUUUAAUCAUGCUAAGAAUAAUAAGGAUAAUACAAUAAUGAUAAUAAUAAUAUUGUUCAGUUUACUCCAGUACCAAAGGUCUUCAGUUUUGUAAGAAUGCCAAAGUCAUCUUUCUUUUCUUUUUUUUUUACACUAUUCACAUUUUUUUUUAUUGGUUUUCUCUUCCUUAUUGCCCCCUAGCCUUUCUCUCCUGAAUACACAAGGUUAAUCCACACUAUAACUACUUUUCUGCAAAGUUAAUCCACUUUCAAACCACUUAUUUUUCUACAUUUUAGUUGCUCACAUUCACAUGAACCUAACUAGUGUUGAACAUAUAAUGGAUUUUGGUGAUUACGGUUAUGAAUAUUAUUAUAGCAGAGUACAUGUGUUCAAGAUUCAUAAUUAUUAAGGUGUAAUUCAUGAUUCAUUUUAGUUCAAGUUUAGAUGUAAGAUGCUUUAUUACAUGAAUGUCCAAGGUUUUUUUUUCACAGAAGUGCCAGGUUAGGCUGUGUGACUUAAGCAAACAUAUAUCUCUAUGUAGAGGUUGGUUUAGUUUUGAACGCUAAAUUGAAAUAAUUUUCCGUCUUGUUUUGGUUGUACUGUAGCUUUAAAUGUAUUUAUUCAUAGUCUUAUUUUCUUGUAAUUACCAUUCAAAAAUAGUAUUCUAAUAUAUUGCAUAAGGAACUUGGUUAGAGGUGGCCUUGAUAAAGAUGUAAGGAAUUAGUUUGGAGUUUUAUAAAUUUUAUAUGGUGAAAUUUAUAUUAGGUAAUGAAUGUAAAUGCUCAGAG
Messenger RNA from Penaeus indicus, 7262 nucleotides. It is a transcript of the gene HDAC6, whose product is annotated as histone deacetylase 6-like. Gene Ontology annotation, molecular function: transcription factor binding; histone deacetylase activity; zinc ion binding. Bases 184 to 6225 code for a protein of 2013 amino acids. The transcript is spliced from 32 exons. Lineage: Eukaryota; Metazoa; Arthropoda; Malacostraca; Decapoda; Penaeidae. The record is from RefSeq and is a predicted model, not a curated record. Gene Ontology annotation, cellular component: histone deacetylase complex. Gene Ontology annotation, biological process: negative regulation of transcription by RNA polymerase II.